CAUAAUCUCGGAGAAGCGACAGGGAUUAAGAUAAGGAAGGAUGGAGGAAUGUUGGACGUGUGAGACGGAAGAGGUGUCCACAAACUAGACCCAUCACGUGUGAUCAACAACACGCAUAAGACCGUAACCAGCUCUCCAAGAUGACUAGUUUGGCUUUUCAUACAGUGUCUUGUCUUUAACUACUCCACGGCGCUACCAAAGAACGGUGUGUCGUCUCGUUGUUGUUAUCAUCGAUAUGGCUAUCGUAGAAGAACCAAUCCUUUCAAGAUUGGACCGUAUUGAUUUCAUGGUGAGGAAGCUAGAGGAGAUGAAAGGAAGCUCGAGUCCAUCGACUCCAUCGAGUGGCCGGACUCAGACAUCUUCACUGAAUCUGUCUUCACCGAGGAGGAGAAUAGGGAAAAGACACCAGAGCCGUUCGAUGGAGCAAGUGAUGGAGGAAACUAAACGUAAAGGAACGUUUUUAGAGAGACUAAACAACGUGGAGAAGCAAGUUCUUAAGCUCUGUUCACACUAUGAGGAAGAGUUUAAGGAGGCUAAGGAGAAGAAGACAAAGAAGAAGAAGAAAGGGUUGAGGAAGCUGGUUGAUAAAGUUGUUGGACCUUCUUCUCCGACUAAUAAUCACUCCAAUAGCUGGCGCCGCUAGGCCAUUCUACUCUGUUUUCCACGUGUAUAAUAAUUGAAAAGCUUUUUCUUAUUUUUCUUUCAUGAACCAAGUAGAUUCUUGAGUUUUUUAAUCAAAAUUCCACGCUUGUUUUAGUUAUUUUUAGUAUGCUUUUUAUUUUA
Molecule: messenger RNA, 783 nt
Organism: Brassica oleracea var. oleracea
Lineage: Eukaryota; Viridiplantae; Streptophyta; Magnoliopsida; Brassicales; Brassicaceae
Exons: 1
Coding region: 236-643 (135 amino acids)
Source: RefSeq, a predicted model, not a curated record